Messenger RNA from Sus scrofa (pig), 282 nucleotides. It is a transcript of the gene CCL3L1, whose product is annotated as chemokine (C-C motif) ligand 3-like 1. Gene Ontology annotation, biological process: chemokine-mediated signaling pathway; positive regulation of cell migration; inflammatory response. Gene Ontology annotation, molecular function: chemokine activity; CCR chemokine receptor binding. Gene Ontology annotation, cellular component: extracellular region. Lineage: Eukaryota; Metazoa; Chordata; Mammalia; Artiodactyla; Suidae. The record is from RefSeq and is marked provisional.
AUGAAGGUGCCCGUGGCUGCCCUCGCCAUCCUCCUCUGCGCCAUGGCCCUCUGCAGCCAGGUCUUCUCUGCACCACUUGGCGCCGACACCCCAACGGCCUGCUGCUUCUCCUAUACCUCCCGGCAGCUUCCUCGCAAAUUCGUAGCCGACUAUUUUGAGACCAGCAGCCAGUGCUCCAAGCCCGGGGUCAUCUUCCAAACCAAAAAAGGCCGGGAGGUCUGUGCCAACCCCGAGGAUGCCUGGGUCCAGGAAUACAUCUCUGACCUGGAGCUGAGUGCCUGA